Lucilia cuprina (Australian sheep blowfly) is the source of this 930-nucleotide messenger RNA. Its product is annotated as deoxyuridine 5'-triphosphate nucleotidohydrolase-like. The transcript is spliced from 2 exons. Gene Ontology annotation, molecular function: magnesium ion binding; dUTP diphosphatase activity. The record is from RefSeq and is a predicted model, not a curated record. Bases 155 to 706 code for a protein of 183 amino acids. Gene Ontology annotation, biological process: dUMP biosynthetic process; dUTP catabolic process. Lineage: Eukaryota; Metazoa; Arthropoda; Insecta; Diptera; Calliphoridae.
GAAAUGGUUAGUGACAAUCGACGGCUUUAAUGCUUGUCUGCUCAGGUCUCUCUCAGGCGUCAACCGCCAAAUUUGCAAAACAUUUUUUUGCAUAUUUGCAGUGACGCUAUCAUUUUCGGUGUUUUACCAUUUAAUAAGAAUUGUCCCGUUGUAUAUGCAACCUGAAAAAAAAUCAAUUGACAACGAACAACCAGCAGUAAAGAAAAUGAAGGUCGAUGGAAAAUGUGUAAUGCGUUGGGCCAAGCUAACUGAGAAUGCUUUUGAACCAGUUCGUGGUUCUGAACGUGCUGCUGGUUACGAUUUACGCAGUGCCUAUGAUCUAACUGUACCAGCCCGGGGUAAAGCUGUUGUAAAUACCGACUUGCAAAUUCAAGUGCCCAAUGGUUCGUAUGGAAGAGUGGCGCCUCGCUCUGGUCUUGCAAUUAAAAACUUCAUCGAUGUUGGCGCUGGCGUCGUAGACGAAGAUUAUCGUGGAAAUCUGGGUGUAGUACUGUUUAAUCACUCCGAUCAAGAUUUCGAAGUCAAACGUGGUGAUCGCAUUGCGCAGUUGAUCUGCGAACGAAUUUUCUACCCUGAAUUGGAACAAGUCGAUAAAUUGGAAAAAACUAAAAGAGGAGAUAGUGGUUUUGGUUCAACUGGCGUUAAAGAUUUACCAUCAGAAGUAUUAGCCGCAGAUGCUGAAAAGGAAAAAGCCAAUGGAAAAUAAUUUCAUUUACAUCUACAUAUGAAUUUCACAAUUCGAAGCCAAUUGUUAUUGCUACGAAUUUGUGUGUAGUGGUUAAGUUUUGUAUUAUUCAUUGUUUUUUUUUUUAAUAUAAUUAAACACGUAAUCUAUAAAUAUUUUUUUAUAUAAAAGAGGAGGCUUAUCAUUUCAUCAUUCCACAGCAGAGAAAAUAUUCUCUAAAAAUAAAAUUAUUUCUUAAAUUUUAA